This is a messenger RNA of Cuscuta epithymum, 3523 nucleotides long. NCBI's taxonomy places the organism in Eukaryota, Viridiplantae, Streptophyta, Magnoliopsida, Solanales, Convolvulaceae. The record is from the annotation of a GenBank genome assembly.
GUGAUAGUAUUCAUUGAUGAUAUCUUGAUAUACUCCAAGAGUGAGGAGGAGCACGAACAUCAUUUGAGGCUUAUACUUGAUCGGCUAAGGGAAAAGCAACUCUUUGCCAAGUUCUCUAAAUGCGAAUUUUGGCUCAAGGAGAUUGGUUUUCUCGGUCACGUCAUAUCCGGUUCGGGCGUAGCUGUGGAUAACGCCAAGAUAAAAGCUAUCAUGGAUUGGGAGAGACCCAAGAAUGUGAAAGAGAUACGUAGUUUCCUUGGCCUAGCGGGAUACUAUCGUAAAUUUGUUGAGAAAUUCUCCGUAUUGGCGUCUCCAUUAACGAAGCUCACAAAGAAAGGGGCCAAGUUCAUAUGGGACGAUAAGUGCGAGAAGGGGUUCCUUGAAUUGAAGAAACGACUUACCGAAGCACCAGUCCUGGCCCUACCCAUACAGGGUAUAGGGUACGACAUUUACAGCGAUGCUAGCAUCCAAGGGCUUGGUUGUGUACUAAUGCAAAACGGUAAGGUGAUUGCCUAUGCUUCUAGGCAAUUGAGGAAACACGAGGUGAACUACCCCACUCACGAUCUAGAGUUGGGGGCGGUGGUGUUUGCAUUGAAGAUUUGGAGGCAUUAUCUCUACGGGGAGACGUGUCACAUUUUUACUGAUCAUAAGAGCUUGAAGUAUGUAUUCACUCAGAAAGAGUUGAAUAUGAGGCAGAGGAGAUGGAUGAAGUUGAUCAAGGACUAUGACUUGAUCAUCGACUAUCAUCCCGGAAAGGCCAAUGUAGUGGCCGACGCACUGAGCAGAAAGAGUACGUCAGGGACGCUACUCACAUGUCUACAGGCAUUGAGGGCACACGUGGAGGUAUCCACGAGCGGGGCGCUCAUUGCUAGAUUCGAGGUGAGGCCUACAUUGCUGAGUGAGAUCAGUAGAUGUCAGGCCAUUGAUGAGGAAUGUCAGAAGAUCCGCGAACGGAUCCUUGAGGGGCCCGUCGAGAAUUUUCGGGGACGUGGUGACGGUCUUUUAUUAUUUAAGGAUCGUGUGUGUAUACCAAAGAAUGAGGAGCUCCAGAGGGCUAUACUUGAGGAGGCUCAUUCUUCAGCAUAUGCCAUGCAUCCAGGGGGUACUAAGAUGUACCGAGAUCUGAAGGAAAGUUACUGGUGGUCAGGCAUGAAGAAGGAUAUCGCAGAGUUUGUGAGUCGAUGCCUUACUUGCCAGCAAGUUAAGGCAGAGCAUCAACACCCAGCAGGGCUCUUACAACCGCUCACCAUCCCAGAGUGGAAGUGGGAACAUGUGACCAUGGACUUCGUGGUGGGGCUGCCACGAACAGUGAACAACUACGAUGCCGUAUGGGUAGUGGUUGAUAGGCUCACCAAGAGUGCACACUUUCUGCCUAUCAACAUUACCUAUCCUCUUGAAAGAUUGGCCAAGCUAUACACGGAGGAGAUUGUGAGAUUACAUGGAGUCCCAAUAUCCAUUGUCUCGGAUAGGGAUCCACGAUUCACAUCCCGAUUUUGGCCAAAGUUUCAAGCAUCUUUGGGGACUAAACUGAAGUUUAGCACAGCUUUUCACCCACAGACCGAUGGACAGUCCGAGCGGGUGAUACAGAUUUUGGAAGACAUGCUUAGGGCAUGUGCUUUGGAGUUCCAAGGAAGUUGGGACAAGCAUUUGGCCCUAGUGGAAUUUGCCUAUAACAACAGUUAUCAGGCAAGUAUCGGCAUGCCCCCAUAUGAGGCAUUGUAUGGGAGGAAAUGCAGAACACCAUUGUGUUGGGACGAGGUUGGCGAGGCCAAACUCGAAGGGAUAGAGCUGGUUGAGAUCACCAAGGCCAAGGUGAGGAUCAUUCGGGAUAGACUGAAGGCUGCUCAGGACCGACAGAAGAGUUAUGCUAAUAAACGGCGGAGACCGUUGGAGUUCGAAGUCGGUGAUGAGGUCUUCCUAAGGAUUUCUCCUUGGAAGGGCAUCAUCCGAUUCGUAUCGAGGGGGAAGCUUAACCCCCGAUACAUAGGUCCGUUUGAGAUCCUUGAAAGGAUCGGGGCCGCGGCUUACCGACUCAAGUUGACGCCUGAACUUGAGAAGAUACAUGACGUGUUUCAUGUAUCAAUGCUCAAGAAGUACAUACGAGACCCAUCUCAUAUUCUUGAGAGACCACCGGUAGAGAUCCGUGAGGACUUGCAAUAUGCGGUGUAACCAGUGAAGAUUGUUGGUCAACAGGUGAAGAAGCUUAGGAAUAAGGAGAUUCCUAUGGUAAAGGUCCUUUGGAGGAGUGAUCGAGUCGAAGAAGAAACUUGGGAGACCGAGGUCUCCAUGAGGGAGCAAUACCCAUUUCUUUUCGAUUAGAUACUUGGAUUUCGGGGACGAAAUCCCAAAUAAGGGGGGGUGAACUUGUAACACCGUCCCCAAAUAUAUUUACUUUUAUGUAAAUAAUGUAUCGAACCUUAUUAAAGGAUUAAUGAAUUUACGAAGUUGUAAAUUUUUAUUAUUUCUUUCGCGUGAAUAGUAAAUUGCACGUGGGACCCACACCGGGAGCGGGGGCCGCCCGACACUCCCGAGACAACAUAUUUAUUCAUCUUGGUCAAGAUAAUAUUUAUAUAGUGGUGGAUAUUUUAUUUGGGUCGUGGAAAGGCGCAGAGUUGACCGAUUGGGAAAAAGAGGCCCAAUUACCGUACCGACAAUUCAACGAAUAGCAGCCCAGAAAUGAAUUCCGGAGACUUCCGAAUUAACGUUUUGGAAUAUAUAUUAUUUCAAAGGGGCGUUAUGAUUGGGAACACAUAAUAUACUUUAUUUUACCCGAUAAAAUAAAUUGUGAUUAAAACAGUCCGAAAAAUACAACUUUCGGGACCGAUUGUACACAUCGGGACACAAAGGGAUGACCUCCCACAUGAGUGGGGGCCACCCCACGUUUUUGUGUGCUCAACAAGACCUAUUGGGGCUGGAAUGACCAAAGGAUAUGUGGAGGAGGAUCAUUUGGCAUCUAUAGUACCAAGGAGGACCCCUCACCCUCUCUUAUUUGUCAUUUGAGACAAAAGUGGGUGUCCUCUCUCCCACCUAUCAUCAACUUCGACCAACCCCAUAAAGAAAGGAGAAGGAAGCUCUCAAACCAUCCUCCAUAGCUGCAAAAUUCGAGCUCAAGCAUAAGUGCUCAAAGAAGGAAGAUUAAAGAGGGAAAAAGUUGGGAAAAGUGUGAAUAAUUAAGGAACUUGUGAAAGGUAUUUCAAGUGAUUUCACAAAGUUGGAAGAGUCGCCGGAGUUGUCGCCGGAGUUUCACCGGAGUUCAACCAAGAAGGGUAGAACUUCAUAACGCUAGUUCAAGGUUGAAGCUAGGGCUUGCUACCUGCACCUUUCUACGGGUGACAUCAAGUCAAGGAAGACGUGGUUCGUGCUUCCUCAUUCCCUUUCAAAUGACUAAACAUUGCUCAUGGAUAUUUUUAUUUGUUAUAAACUAUUUUUGGGGCUUGCAUGCCCAUGUUGUUGGCCGGUUGUGGCUUAUGACUUACCGUUGAAUAUUUCCGCUAUUCAUUGGUUUAAUGUGAUGUUGUUAUGU